ACCUGGGCCUCAACCCCUUUCGGUAAUUGAAGCAUCGCCUCUGUAUUCUUUGUAGACCUGGCUGAAGUUAGGAUCACUGAUAACUCUUUUCCAAACCAUCGUCUCUUCGGCUUGGAAGGAUUUUUUUACCCUCUCCCUAACACUCGCUGCGUCUUCUCUCUAUUCGACCAUUACCCUAUAUUUCCGUCCCCAAUCGACAUAUUGAAUUGUCUCGUUGACGAAGACGACGACGAUCGUUUCUAUACUUUUCGCGAACAACGACAACGGACGACGAAAUUCCGUCAAUUACUGUUACCUCGCUUUAAUCUCGUACACUAUCAUCAUUAAUCAUGUCCAGAACCCAACUACAGCCUCUGCAACUUAAUUCUCUUCCUAAAGCCCAUGAACACGACGAAUAUACUGCACGGCCGGGAGGAAAUCGUAGUGCUCCGUCAUGGAAUACCGCUCCGAAUAACACGUCUUCGUCGAGAUCUUCCAUGUCUGGCGAAGAAUCUUCCUCUUCCGCAAUCGAUCCCACUCCUGGUCUCCCCCUUGGCCUUUCUAGACCGUUGAACCAAAUUGAACAAGAAAAGCUGGCCCAGUUGGACAGGCUAAAGUUUUUUCUUGCUACCGCUCCGAGUCGAUGGGACUCUAAUGGUUCGAAUGCUUCGAGUUCAUCUUCAGAUCCAUAUCUCAACAUGGGAAUGGGAAUGAAUAGCGGUCUCAACAUUCCACAUCAUGCUCCUACACAUCCAGCACUCAACCGUUUUCUCCUCCCAACCCAGGAGUACGUAACAUGUGUGCUUUGGAACGGACUCUACCAUAUCACUGGGACAGAUAUCGUCAGGGCUCUGGUGUUUAGGUUCGACGCUUUUGGCCGGCCGGUACGCAAUAUGAAGAAAUUUGAGGAAGGUGUCUUCAGUGACUUGCGGAAUUUGAAACCCGGGCAGGAUGCGAGCUUGGAAGAGCCCAAGUCACCUUUCCUAGACUUGCUAUUUAAAUAUCAGUGCAUCCGAACGCAAAAGAAACAAAAAGUAUUCUACUGGUUCAGCGUUCCUCACGAUCGACUUUUCCUGGAUGCUCUCGAAAGGGACCUCAAGAGAGAAAAAAUGGGUCUUGAAUCGACGACACAAGUCGUGGGAGAGCCCGCUCUUAGCUUUGUCUACGAUGGCGCAUUCAAACGUUCUCUUUACGAACAGUUUGUCAAAGCUGCAGGUGGCAAAGAAGGCGAAGGAGAACUCGAGCGAGUUGUUAGGGGACUGGAAGAGGGUGAUGCCAUCGGAUUUAACGGCAACAAGGAGGGAAAUGCACAUGCUGAGGCUGGAAUGAGUAGUGAUGCUGAUAAUGACCCGAGCGGUGACGAGAGUGCUAGCUCUUCCGAUGUUGAAGGGUUAAAUCAUCGGAAUCAAAGGGGAGUAGGCGCUCCUGCAGCCGACAACCCGAAUUCACCAUUCUUCAACAUGUUUUCGCUGUUCGAAGGCAGUCCUACCUACAAACAACGCAGAAAAAAGCCUAGUAGGCCCUCUGCCCUGUCCUCCGCUGCUAUGGCCUCGACUACCUCUGCCCAGCAUGGUAUAGUAACAGAGGGAAUCGCAUCGAAUGGCGACAUUGUACGAGGAAGGUAUGACAUGCGAACUAUUAAUGGAACACCCAAUUCAUCCGUAUCCUCUGUCAAUCGAUAUUCUUAUCCGCCUUCUGGCGAGCAAUAUGCUUUAUAUCCUACUGGAAGCACUUACAGUCAUGAUCCGCGAGCCAACAUUGGAUAUCAUCCUAGUUCAAGUCCCCCAAACACAACUCAAUAUCCCAUUCUUCACAAUUCCUAUGGAAUGGACGUUGGCUACGGACAGGGAGAAUAUUCGUCGAAUGUAUCCGCCGGCGUGAGAGUGAAGCAGGAGUCCAUUAGCGCCGCCGAUAUGUUCUUAAUGCAAGCUCGGGGGGGAUUGCCCAACGUGCCAUUUGUAGAGUCCCGGGCUACGAAGAGGCAUAGCUACGCUGGAUCAAGUAUGGAAACCGGCACUAUCCCUGUUUGGCUGGAAGGAAAAUAUACAGGGGUAGACAUGGCUGCCUCAACGUCCACACCUCUUCCACCUUUCGCAAACCGAGGCAAAAGCAUGGAUCAUUCCAUGACCGUCUCAUCGCCCUAUAUACAAGCACAACAGACAUCUUCUGCUGCUAGUCCUUACAUGAGCAAUGUCUCGAUGUCUGAAUCCCCUCCUCGUAGUUCUACGGUCUCAAGUCCCCGUGACAGCAGAGGUUCCCCUAUAUCUACAUCUGGCUCGCCUUCUUCGGUACCCCCCGCCCCCGAAGUCCCCGCUACACUCCCUAACCCUAUCACUAUACCCGGUACUUCUUCAUCCGGAGCGGCAACGACGACGAAAGCAUAUGCAUGCCCUUUGCUUUCCUGCGGUCGGCUCUUCAAGCGUAUGGAGCAUCUGAAAAGGCAUCUCCGUACACACACACUGGAGCGGCCAUUCAUUUGCACCAAAGAUGGCUGUGGCAAAAGGUUCUCACGAAGUGACAAUCUCAGCCAGCACCUGCGAGUUUGCAAAGGAGGUAAAUCUCACAAUGAUACUGAGACUAGCGAUAAUGCAAAUAUUGAAGGGGACAGUCUUGGGCUUAGCGGCAUGGAAUGGGGCGUCAACGUCGGGGAGUGGAUCAAUUCUGAAAUGGACGAAGAAGCUCAACCGAGCGUGUUUUCUGCGAACAGAGGUCGUGCAACUCAUGUGGAUGCGGAUAUGGACGACACACUGUCAGAGCAACCUUCGACUGCUGAUAUCGGAGUUGGAUUGAACAUGUUCGGUGGCUCAGGCGGACUAGGGAUGGGCAUGGGUAUGAGCACAAGUGUCAAUGGUAAUAAUGAUUACAAUUCUUAUCCCUCUUCCAUCCCGAGCUCUGUGGCUUCCCUGGACGUUCCCAUGGAACUUUGCGAAGUCGAGCUUACCGGAGAUGUAAGAGAUGUACAUGGCGAUGAGGAGGGUUUGGUCCGUGUCCAUGUGCGCGGAGAAUCUGGCGAUGAAGGUUAUUUCACCGGCGAUUCAAAUUACAACACAGUACCAAAUUCAGAUCCUUAUAAUCAACGGCCAUCCCAACAAUUUUAUGACACUGCGGGUUACGUCGCACAUCGACCUCAGCAUCAUUCCUCACUUGACUCUCAUUUUCUCCAAUCCAAUACCCGUGACCUCCGUGCACCCUCCCCUCGUCAAUCGCUCGAUUCACAUCUUGAUGCACAAUCUCAAUGGGCUUUACGUGGAACACCUUCCCCCGCUUUUAGCACUAUUUCUGUUCCUUCGCUCAGUCCUAACAGAACAUCCUGGGGUGCGGGCUCUGUGCCAAGACCUCAUCCGCCGUACUCGAGACAGCACCUGAAUGGAACUAAUGAAGUUGAAUACAGUAUGGAGGAUCCGUCUGUCUCCCAUCACAGAGGUUCUGCUAGCUUGCCAGUCCCAGGCAUGAAUCUUUCAGUUUCAGCUCCCUCACAUAAGCUUGCCUUUGAUCAUAGCAACUUGUAUCCUCAAGGUAUGCCAGAGCCGUCAAGUGCUUUAUUUGCGGCAUCCAUGGGUGGUUUAAGCGUGGAUUCGUCUACAGCCGGGGGUCCAGUCAGGAGACAUCGGAGCAUGACACCUAGCUUGAUGAGAGGCGCAGAUGGUGGUUUUGUGAGGAGGCCCACAAGUGGUGGGGGCUCUGGCGAUAACAUGACUUCGAGCAUUUAUCAUCCUUAUGCCAGUAGCAGCCGAGCCAGUAGUUUGAGCAGAGGCGGGGGAAGUGUGCAUUCAAGCCCGGCUGGUCAUUCAAUGCCCCUUCCCGGAAUAGGAAUGCAAAGAAGUGAGAGUCGAGCCUCUAGUUUGAGCGUAGAAGUGUCAGGGUCGGAUCAUCUUCACCAAGCUCGACAGAUGCUAUCUAGACCUGGUUCAGUGGACCCGAGUGCUUCAUCCUCGAACAGUUAUCCAGGGGAAGUAUAUCGAACAGAGUCGCCUGCUCCGUUUGUCAAUCACCUGCCGAUAGGACCUGGUCAGGUUACUGACAGUCCGGGCACAUUCGUUGUGGACUUACCUCGGCCUGGCUCUUCGUAUCAACACCCUUCCCAUAUACACUCUGCCACAGUUCCAGCCCAGUUUGGGAUGUCAGUACUAGAUGAGCAAUUCAGCAUGCAAGGCGUGAAUUCCAGCGCCGGUAAUGGGGGUUUCUAUCCGCAACAUGUUAGUACCAUAUAAAUGGAAGAGGAAAGAGAAGGAAGGUUUCAAGAACGUCGCAUCAGAAAGUCAAUCGCGUGCACACCAGGUUGAUUCUAAUCGUUUCCAACACAACUCUUGUCCGAUAUUUCUGCCCACCGUGCAUUUCUUCUGUGGUUUAUUUAACUUCUAAAUCUUAGCCUAUCGCUCAGAUGCUCUACCCAAGUAUUCUAUCCACCAAAUAAUGAUGUAUAUUCUUCGAUCCUGCUGUAA
Molecule: messenger RNA, 4421 nt
Organism: Lentinula edodes (shiitake mushroom)
Lineage: Eukaryota; Fungi; Basidiomycota; Agaricomycetes; Agaricales; Omphalotaceae
Exons: 7
Coding region: 330-4190 (1286 amino acids)
Biological process (GO): regulation of DNA-templated transcription; sexual reproduction
Cellular component (GO): Tec1p-Ste12p-Dig1p complex; Ste12p-Dig1p-Dig2p complex; nucleus
Molecular function (GO): DNA-binding transcription factor activity
Source: RefSeq, a predicted model, not a curated record